Messenger RNA from Tarenaya hassleriana, 1417 nucleotides. RefSeq lists its product as uncharacterized. The record is from RefSeq and is a predicted model, not a curated record. The transcript is spliced from 7 exons. Lineage: Eukaryota; Viridiplantae; Streptophyta; Magnoliopsida; Brassicales; Cleomaceae. The coding region runs from base 218 to 1012 and encodes 264 amino acids.
AGCAAACCCAGUUGGCGGUCGGAUUUUCCCACAACCCAGCUCCGUCUCUUUCUCCCUGUUCCAAUCCCGCCAUAGAUUUACACUAACAAUCUCUGCUAGUUCUAACACUUUGGGUGAAGAAUUCUCUGUAAUUUUGGGGAAAGCAAGCGUCUUUAUCACGAGCACGGGAGUGAUUUAACAUUAGUUAAGGCGUAGUUAAGUUCCUGUCUGGGUAAUUAUGGCGGCGAGCGCGAACCCUUCGGGAAGCAAUCAAGAGGGUUCGUCGGCGGCGGUAGACAAGGUUUCGGCUUCUUCGGCGGCGGCAACGAAUGGAGCUGCUGUGAAUUCGACCAAUAAUGGAGGAAAAUCAGGCGGUGGAGCUGCGGCAGUGGAUAAUUCUCCGACGAUUACGGCUUUAAGGCAUAAUCCAGGAAUCUCUGUCGAUUGGUCUCCGGAAGAGCAGUCUCUGUUGGAGGAUUUGCUGGCAAAGUACGCGUCAGAAUCUACCAUCGUUCGUUGCGCUAAGAUUGCGAUGCAGUUGAAGGACAAAACGGUCAGGGAUGUGGCCCUGCGUUGUAGAUGGAUGACCAAAAAGGAGAAUGGAAAGCGUAGGAAAGAUGAUCAUUCGUCAAGGAAAAGCAAAGAUAGAAAGGAAAAAGCCACGGAUUCUUCAGCAAAGUCUUCGUCUCAUUUGAACGCUAACCCUAAUGGACCUUCUUCCUAUGCUCCUCCUAUGAUGCCUGUGGACACUGAUGAUGGUAUUUCUUACCAAGCUAUCGGUGGCGCGGCUGGAGAGCUUCUUGAGCAAAAUUCGCAGAUGUUUAGUCAAAUUUCCGUAAAUUUCUCGUCUUUCCAGAUGCACGAGAACGUCAAUCUCUUCUGCAAAACCCGGGACAACAUUCUCGCAAUCUUGAACGAUUUAAACGACAUGCCCGAGGUAAUGAAGCAGAUGCCUCCUCUUCCGGUGAAGGUGAACGAAGAGCUCGCGAACUCGAUCCUUCCCCUCCGCCCGCCUCAUCAAAUGCAGUCAUGAUCUUAUACAAGCAGUAAGCUCAUCAAUGGUUUCUCCCGGUACACUUCUCUAAAUCCGAGAUCGAAUCGAAUUCCAGCGAAAAAAAGAGCGAAUAAAUCGCGGGCUACUUAAUAACAAGAAGCUCCAACGUGAUGAUUUGUCGAACGCCCCCGACCCUUUAGAGUAGUUUGUUCUCAGCUCAUCAUUUCCGGGUUUCGGUUCGGUUCUUAUUGAUCUGUGUUCAGGGUUGUAUGGCCCGUGUAGGAUGUGAAUAGAGUCAUGUCUGUGGGGAAAUCUGUGGCCUUUGUAACAAAGUCAGUGGCUUAUGUUUUCAGUGUCAAGUGUUUUCAUGAGAAGUACAUACGAAGAAACUUCAUUGUAACUCCAUUGUCCAAAAAAAAAAAAGUGUAAGCUUUUUCCGAACAA